Molecule: messenger RNA, 17366 nt
Organism: Nezara viridula (southern green stink bug)
Lineage: Eukaryota; Metazoa; Arthropoda; Insecta; Hemiptera; Pentatomidae
Source: the annotation of a GenBank genome assembly
AGCAAUCAAAUGGCGUUUGUAAAUUUUAGGUAUAUUUCUUUUAAUACAAAAUAUAGAAACAAAAAAGAAUUAUCACUGGAGGUAGCGAUUAGAAUUAAAUAAUAUUAUUUUACUCUCUCCCUUCCCCAAAAAGAAUUAAAUAUGUUGGUAUUAACUGUUUCUGACCACUUACCUACCACUUACGAGAGACAGGUGUUACAAAUUAGAUUUUUUUUUUUUUUAAUUUUUAUAAAUAAUCACUAGUUAAAGAUUGGGGAAGCAUCCAAACAGGGAAUCAAGGGCGUACAAGUGCACAAUUUAUGAGCUGUCAUUUCAGCGAGCUAAUUCUGUAGUUAUUUAUUUACAACCAUGCAAAAUUGUGUAAUAAAAAGAAACGUGAAUAUUAUUAAGUGAUCAUUUAAACAGUUAAAUAAUGAUUAUUGUUAUGACAGCGCCUCCUGUUUUUUUAUCUAAUUUUUUUUUAAUGGAUGUUUAACCUUAUGUUUUCGAGAUAGUGUAGUUAGUUUAGUCGGCGAAUUUGUAGUUCUAACAUCCGACGCAUGUAUAGCGAAACCUACCGCGAAAGAUAGUAGUGUCCUGCGUUUAUUCCAUCGGAAAACAUUUAUUAUUUCGUCUCAUAUGCUAGGGAAUAAUGAUGCUUCAUAUUAUUACAAAUUCAAAACUGACUCUCAACAGGAGUGAGUCGAUGGCCUCCUUGUGCUAUCGUAAUCUCUUAACUUACAUAACUGAAGAUGAUCUCCAAGGGUUGCGGUCCUACCUUGAAAAUAAGAGAGUACUGGUUGAUGACAAAGAUGAAAAUGGAGCCACCGCCCUACACUUUGCUGCAACUAAGGGCAAAGUACAUUUUGUCCGGGAGUUACUUAACCACAACGCAGACGUUAAUGCAGAAGAUCAGGAUAAUUGGACCCCAUUACUUUGUGCAGUCAAAGAGGGUCAUCUUGAUGUUUGUCAAGAAUUAGUUGAUAGAGAUGCAAAUAUAGAACACCGGGAUAUGGGAGGCUGGUCUGCACUCAUGUGGGCUUCUUAUCGUGGUCACACUGAUCUUGCUCUCAUGCUUCUUGAAAGAGGCGCAGAUGUAAAUGCCCAUGGAAACUAUCAUAUCUCCUCUUUGUUGUGGGCAUCUGGAAGGGGUCAUGUAGAAAUAGCAAAAGCACUCCUUGCUGCUGGUGCUAAAGUUAAUGUUGGCGACAAGUAUGGUACUACAGCAUUAGUAUGGGCUUCAAGGAAAGGGAGUAAAGAUAUUGUUGAUGCACUUCUCAAGUACGGUGCCAACGUAGACACAGCUGGGAUGCAUUCUUGGACUCCUCUUCUGGUUGCAACAAUGGGAAACCAUGUAGAUGUGGUUAUGAUGCUUCUUGAGCUAAGACCAAAUGUGAAUGCUAUGGAUAAGGACGGUUUUACUGCUUUGACAAUAGCCUGCAAAGAGGGUUAUUCAGAAAUAGCAGCGGCUCUUAUUGCAGCUGGAGCUUACAUCAAUAUACAAGACAGAGGAGGAGAUACCAACCUAAUUCAUGCUGUCAGAGGUGGUCACAGGAGUGUCAUUGAUGCUCUUUUAAAGAAAUAUGCCGAUGUUGACAUUCCAGGAAAAGAGAGAAAGACUGCUGUAUAUUCUGCUGUUGAAAAAGGAAAUAUCCCAGUCCUUAAGAUGUUGCUUGCUGCUAAUCCUGAUCUGGAAAUCGCUACUAAGGAUGGUGAUACCCCAUUGCUCAAGGCAGUAAGAUCAAGAAAUGUUGAAGCAGUUCAGUUGCUUUUGGAACGUAGAGCAAAGGUGUCAGCUGCAGAUAAGUGGGGUGAUACUGCUUUGCACAUUGCUAUGAGAGCCCGUUCUAAAGCAAUUGUGGAGGUACUUUUGAGAAAUCCAAAAAAUUCACAACUUCUUUACAGACCAAAUAGAGCUGGUGAAACUCCUUAUAACAUAGAUAUAGGUCAUGCUAAAACAAUAUUAGGACAAAUCUUUGGUGCUCGUCGUCUGAAUACUAAUGAAGAUAAUGAAAAUUUACUUGGCUAUGAUUUAUACAGUGCUGCUCUUGCUGAUAUGCUUAGUGAACCCUCCCUCUCAAUGCCUAUCACAGUUGGUUUAUAUGCUAAAUGGGGUUCUGGAAAGUCAUUUUUGUUAGGAAAAUUAAGAGAGGAAAUGAAGAGCUUUGCUCGCCAGUGGACUGAACCAUUGCUUCAAUUUUCAUGGGUUCUUUUGGUAUUAUUGGGUCAUAUUUGGGUUGUAACUGGCUUAGCUCUUGGUCUUGUUACCAAAUCAUGGACUGUUGGUAUUCUUGUUACCAUCAUUCUUUGUUUGCUUUCAUACAUCUUUCUUAUUUUGCUGUGGUAUUCUAGUCAGAAAUAUAGUUGGGAUUUUCCAUACAACCUCAGUGUAAAUCUUACAUCUCGUAUGAAUGCUGUUAGAUUAAUUCUUCAAGUUAUGUUCUGCCACCCACCAGGUGCCCAGUGGUCAGAUGGUGUGGCAGCAUUACCUCUAAGGUUUUAUUUCACUGAGCAGACAAGAGUAGGUACUACUACAGCUGGAGAAAGCUCUGUGGUGCAAAUGAUUGGCUCAUUAUAUGAUGCUAUUGAAUCAGAUUAUGGUGUCUUCUCUACCCGUCUAUAUAGAGCAUUCAGGCCAAAACCAAUUAAGUCUACUAGCUCUUGGAGAUGGAGGCGUCUAUGUUGCCUUCCCAACUUCCUUAUAUUUGAACUAUGUUUCAUAGCUAUCCUAGUAUUGAUUGGAGUAACAGUGAUCUACAUCGAAGAACUGUAUCUUCCUGACAAUCAAGUUUCUAUUGAUCGAACAACUGUUAAAGUAAUUUUGUCUCUUACUAUUGGUUUGGUUGGAGUCAGCAUCACAGCAAAUAUUUAUACUAUUGGACGAAUUUUCAAAUCCAUUUUUCAAUCUCAUCGCAAACAAUUGCAAAGUGCUAUUGCUUCUCUUGAAACUGUAAAAUCUGAAGGAUUUCUACAGGCUUUAAAAAAGGAGGUGAAUCUCAUGACAGAAAUGGUUAAAUGCUUAGAUGCUUUUACUGGGCAACAAACAAGGCUAGUGGUAAUUGUAGAUGGUUUGGAUAGCUGUGAACAAGAUAAAGUACUCUUGAUUUUAGAUGCAGUCCAUGUUUUAUUUUCUGGUACCAAUAAUAUUCCUUUUAUCAUCAUUCUUGCUAUUGAUCCACAUAUUAUUUCCAAGGCCGUCGAAGUGAAUAGUCGCAGGCUCCUGAGUGAAUCUAAUAUUGGUGGUCAUGAUUUUCUUAGAAAUUUGGUACAUCUUCCAUUUUAUCUUCAGAAUUCAGGUCUCCGUAAAGUGAAAACUGCCCAGAAAGCUGCGAUGAGAAAGGGUUUUGAUGUGUCAUCCACAGACCUGACUGUUGUGCAGACAAGGAGAAGUUCAAAUGAUGUCUCUCAAGGAGCUGAAAAACUCAAAGUACCUGCAGGGGGUAGUGGAAGUAGAAAAUUGUCAAGAAAACUCAAAAUGAGUGAAAGCAUUGCCUCUUCACUCGGUUCCAACUUAAAUAGAGCUGGUGGUCCACAAGAUCUUACAAAAAUGCUGCUUACUGAUGACUAUUUUUCAGAUGUCAACCCCAGAUCUAUGAGGAGGCUUAUGAAUGUUGUUUAUGUAACAGGUAGGUUACUGAAAGCCUUCCAAAUGGAUUUCAAUUGGUAUCAUCUUGCAAGUUGGAUAAAUAUUACUGAGCAGUGGCCGUACAGAACUUCUUGGAUUAUCCAUUACACAGAAUCGGCUGAAGAACCAGUAGAUGAUGGAGUAUCUCUUAAAGUCCUUUAUGACAAAAUUAGAGAAGAAAUACCUAUAUCAAAAGAAAUGGAACCUCUCCUUGAUCUUGAUCGAGAUGAAAGAAAACUUGAUGUAUUUUUAGCAUACCACAGAUCUUCAUUGUUGGUCGCAGAUCUUAGAAUAUUUUUGCCAUUUACAAUCAACCUUGACCCAUACAUCAAAAAAGUCAUUAAAGAUGAAAAGCAGAAUGCAGAGGAAACUCUGGCCAUGACUGGCUUUGGUAUGACUAGGAUUCCUGCUGUUCCUGCUGGGUGGGAUGGUUGGGCAACACCUAGCCCUGCCCCCAGAACAGCAACUUCAUUGAGGAAGCAGAGAUCUCUUGUUCGAGAGGGAUCUAUUGAUUCAGACAAACUAAGAAGUUUUUAUCCUCUAAGAAGUUCUCAAAUUGUGACUCCACCACCCCCACAGCCUUGGCCUCAGGCUCCUUGGAUGACACCAGCACCGAUGGUUGCACCACAACCCAUCGUCUCACAGCCUGUUCAGCCACAGCCUCCAAUACAGUUGCCAAUGGAGCUAAAUGAUUUAAAACUAAGUUCUUUGAAUGUGAAUGGUGUAUGCCAGCUCCUUUCCAAAGUUCCUGAUAUCUCUCAGUCGAAUGUUUCUCAUUACAUAUCACAGGUCACAAAACAUAAUAUUACUGGAAAGGUCUUGAAGAAUUGUGAUCUAGAUGAGCUUAAAAGGGUUUUAAAAAUGAACUUUGGUGACUGGGAAAUUUUUAGAAUGGUUUUAUCUGCUUUGAGACUUACUGAUGACUCAGCUACGAAUUCUAGAUUUAGAUAUGGCUCGAGCCCUCCCAGUCCUCAGCAGGCACCUAUAAACUCUUCAACUGGAAAUAGCGUUAGUGCUUCUAACAAAGACUUAAGGACUAGUUCUGGUGCUCAGGAUGAGGCAGUUAGAUCCAGUAAAGAGCGGAUAAAUUCCAUGGAAAAACAGGUGACUUUAGAAGAUCAAAUGAUUUGUGGUGCUCUUCAAACCUUAAAUGAAGAAGCUUGUGAGGAUGUGUUAGAUGAAGGUGUUGAAAAUGAUUCAGGUAACUUGAUGUCCUUUGGAGAUAUAAAUAGGACACCUAGUCAGUCCAGUUUUUACAGUUCAAAUCGGGAUGAGACUGACGUCAUAAUACUUCAGAAUUCUUCUUCUUCUCGCUGGUCUACCAAUAUUCCAGUUGAUGAUGAGAGUUCCGCUGGAAGUUCUCCAGAAACACCUAGAGCUUCAAGGAGGAGUGUAUCUGAGGUCAUUGUUGGUUAUGAUGGAUUUCAAAAAUAAAUUUUUCUCAAUAGUUUUAAAUAAAUAUGAUGCUUUAUGUAUAUUUAUCUCCUAAAAUUACAUUUAUUUAAAAUAAUAUUGCUGAAAUUUAGUAUACUAUUAGUCGAAUAAUGUUAUCAGUAAAUCACUUUAACAAUAGGUAUUAAUUAACUAAAUCUCAAAACAGUUAAAGAGUCAAAAAUUAUUUUUCAUUAAAAAUACUUAAAGUCAUAAGAUUAUUUAUUAAUGAAAACAAACAAUUUAUAGCUUUGUGGAAACUUUCUUUUAAAAACUUUCUGUCAUAAAAUUCUACCCUCUUUAUUUUAUUUCCUGGUUCCACAAAUCUUAUUCACUUUCAAGAGCUUCACACUGUUCAACAUGAUUUGAAGGAAUUUGAUGGUCUUCUAGAAAAAUAAUGCUGCUUGAUUGAUUUGAAAGUGUAUUUGCACAUGAGGGACGGAAUGCUGAAGCUAUCUAUAGCCCAAUAGCCCAACUAUGGCCUUUACAAAAUAUCCUCAAACUGCUUUACCACUGAAAAAUUGAGGACCUGACUGUGAAUAACUGUGAACAAUCCAAGGUGGCCUAGUAACACAUAAAAUCAAAACUUAAUGGUGGCCAUAGCUUCUUUUCACUCAUAUAAUUCUUCAAGUAAUUACUCAAUUAGAAUCCUUAUAGAACAAGUACAAAGUUUUAUUAUUGAGAUUUAAUUUUGUAUAGCUUUUUCAGAAGCCAUACAUUUUCAUAGUGAGGGUAACAGAUUCUACCAGGUACCGGGUAAUUACACAGUUUAGACAUUUUUGAGUACCGGGUAAUAAGAUAAUUUAAACUCUGAGUACUUGGGCAUGUCCAUCAAUCUCUGUUAGUAAAUACAACUUCGUAAAAGUUGUAAGAUUUAAAUACUUAUGAUGAAUAGUGAUUGGAGAUAAUGACAUGAAUCAGGAAAUGAUGUAAAGACUUGUUGCCGAGAAUAGAUGCUAUUAUGGUCUCCUGAAGCAUAUGAAAAGCUGUUCACUACCUUCAUCUACAAAACUGCUCCUAUACGAAGUACUCAUAUGAUUGGUUCUGACAUAAGAUCUCAAAAGUAAAUGAUGACAAUAAUCAGUGAGAGGUACUUACUAGUUGGAAAGAAAGAUACUUAAAAAAAUAUAUAGCUUAUUCAAAAAGAAUAAUGAAUCAAUGAUAAGGCAUAAUUACAAAUUAGCCAACUUAUCUUAGGCGACAGAUGUGGUUUUACAUAUCCAAAUAGAAGGAAGGAUACAAUUAGGCAGGCUGCAUUAAAUGAAUGACAGAUACUUCUACCUCUAAGAAAUUGCUCAGCAUGAAAUCAGAUGAAAAAAGAAACAUGGAAACAUUCCGAUAUCUUCUAAAUUAAUUAAAUUUUUAACAUCAAAAAAAGGUUACUGUUUGUAUAGUCCUUUAUUCUUUAAUAAAUGGUAAUCAUCGAAUUAGUUGGAGAACUUAGACAUCUGUAAAUAAUACCUGAGGAAAUAUGUCACACCAGUUUUCAGAUUUAUUUGUUUAUUUAUCAUGAUUAUGACCAAAGUACUUGUGCCAAUUGAUCAUAAAAAAAUCCUUCAUCUACAUGUAGGAGACAUUCAAAAUUUAUUCCUAGGAGUGAGUCUUGAACCAUUGAAACAUAAACAGUAUCGUUUAAAAUUUUUAUGAAUUAGCAGAAAUCUUUAAUAGUGUGGCAAUGUGAAAACUUCAAAAUUAUUGAAAUAUCUUUCAUUGGCUGUUUUCAUUUAUAAUUUGUAAGUUUUAAGGAAAACAAUGCAUGAAGAGGUCACGAUGAUGAGCAAGCCAAGUUUGCUAUAUUUUAAGAAAGUCAAUUGUUAUGCAAAUAUCCUUAAAUGAGAAAUAUUUAUUGUAUUUAUAUAUGAUUUAGGUGCAAUGCAAUUAAAUUAUAUAGGAAUGGUCGUCAAAUAUCAAUGAUAGAAAUCUGUCAUUUCUAAGAAGUUGAGAAAAAGCCAAUUUUUUGUAACAUGCCUUCAAUUUAAACCAAUUCUAAUGAUUUAUUUUCAUGAUUCAACUUGUACAUUCUUAAAUAAAUUCAUCAUAAACAGUUUGAGUUGAAUCUAUAAAACAAAAAUGGAUUUUUUAUCCACUUUCUGAAAAUUACAGAUGUCCGUUUUCUAUAUGAAGCCAUUUAUAUAUGAGCCUUUCAAUUGACAGAAUGACUAACUCCAAUUUCAACAUGUUUUAUUACUAAUUUUAGUGAUAUUUCUAAUGUGAAAAUUUAUACCAUUAUUCACAGUUCCAUGUUUCAACACUGCAAUCACUUACUCUGGAAUGAACUUACUCACUGUCUGUACAGAUAUUAUAAAUUUUCCAACUAGAAAUAUCACCAAAAUGGCUUUACUGUAAAAUGUUGGAAUUGGAGUUAGUCAUUCUGUCAACUGAAAGACUCAUAGGUGUAGUGUAAAUUUAUUAUUUAAUUACUUUCACUUUCUUGAAUGAAAGCAAAGAUGGCUUACAUCACUAUCAUUCAAACCUCUCUUAUAAAUUGUCCUUUCUAUUUACUUAAAAAAAUCUCAUGGUAAAUAAAUAAAUUACAAUAUGGAAAUAAUAGAUGUCUUUUUAACAGUUUUGAGUAUUAUUUAUUUUGCUCUAAUAAAAAUUAAUUUUCACAAUCAAUAUUUCUUCAUUUAACUAUGAAAAUAUUUUAAGUUCAUAAAGAUGAAUCCUUCUUAUGAAUGAAAUUUUAAAAGUACUAACCAGAUUACAACAUUUAAGGAAUUAUGCCCUCGGGCAGUGGAAGGGCCUUGUUCUUUGUAUAUAUUUGUAUUUGUUAUACUUAUUUAUGUAAUUAUAAUUAAAUAAACAUUUUGGGAAGUUGAAAAAAAAUAUAUAUAUAUAUACUUCAUUGAAAUUGACGUGAACUAUUGUAUAACAAUUUUGCUGAUAAUUAUAAAAAUAGUAAUUUUUAUAUUAGUAAAAUAUUAUCACUAUUUAUAUUUUAUGAAAAAAAGAUAAACAAUACUUGGUCACCAGUCAUUAUUUUCACAAUAGAUUAUUUACGAUUAUAGAUAUUUUUUUCUUUAAAUCUUAUUUAGUUUUAUGACUAUUGAAGUUGGAUUAUAUAUCUUUAUUUUUUACAUUUUUCAUUUUUAUCUCUCUGUCAGUGCUGUUUAGGUAUUAUCACUCUUGUUAUUUAUUACUUUCAUCUUCUUUGCAGGGGUUACACUUUUUUUUUACUAAUUUCAUUCAUUAUUUAAUAUUAAAAUUUGAAUAUGAACUUUUUUUGGAAUCCCGUCUUCAUCAACCUAUUUUAUUAAAAUGUAUCAAUCAAGCAAUAUUUUUUUGAGCUGACUGAUGGAAUUAUUCCAUGCAUAGGAUAGUAAUAAUGAAAGAGGAUUUACUUAAAAGGAAAAAUUAAACAACAAAAUUUUACUUGUAUAGGAGACCUAUUUAUUGAAAAAAAAAAAGUCUACAGUUUACAAAAAAAAAAAAAAAUAGAUUUAUGAACUAAUUAAUUAUAUUAAAUUUUCAGUAAAAAUAAAAUCAGAUUUUUAGAUUCUAAUUACAAUUUAGUAAUUUUGUUGAUAUUUAUAUUGGAUCAAUAGAGAGAAUCCUCUGUGGUUACUAAAAACUUUAGAGAAAUCUCUCUCCUCUUUUUCCCUGCUUAUACAAAAUCCUAUCUGUUAUUCUCCUUAAAAGACUUUUCUCAUAGAGGCUGAUUUUGAAUUCAGUAUGGAUUUUGUAAAGGAUAGUUUACUUUAAUUCUUUACAAUUAAUAUUAAUUGUAGUUUUAUAUACAUAUAUAUUUGUAUAUGCAGGAAACAAGAGAGAUUUUCCCUAAAGUUGAUAGUAAUUACAUAGGAAUUUCUCUAUUGAUUCAAUCUCUAUAGCUGUCAAUAGUUCUCCUUCCUAAUUAUGGGUGAAAUUAUAGUUGUUUUUUUUUCAUCCACUCGGUAAUAGUUUCUAUUCUCUAUGUAGAACCAUUAGAAACUUCUGAAGAAAGUUCGUUAUUUCAUUCUCAGUUUACUUGAACAGUUCUACUGGAAUAUUUUUGAUUCUUGGGGCCUUGUUAUUUUUCAAUUUCCUUAUCACAUCUGUUGUUUUCUCUUCAAUAGGUUCAGUAGAAUUCACAUUGUCUAUUUCUCAUGAAUUGAGAGCAGGAUAUAGAUUUAUUUGUCAAUCACUAUUUGAUAUUUCUUCAAAAUGGUCUGGCCAACACCUUCCUAUGUGCUUCAACAGCCAUCUUUAUCCUGCUAGUAUAGUUUAGAGGUUUAAAUGUCUGAUGGCUUUCAUUGUUCAUAUGAAAAAAAAGCUCCAGCUAUUCUCAUAUCUGUUGGCAUUCUCCCACCAUAUGUUAGGAUGGAUUUUACAUUCCAUUUGCACAUUUAAGUUUAUUUUUUUCUAAUGCUUAUGGUAUUCCUCUGAAAAUAUUCUUAUUUACUUUUUUGAAUCUUUGUUCUAUAAGCUUGAUUUUUCUUUAGUUUAAUAUCUUUCAUUUCUCAUUGAACUAAGAAUUAUUUUUUUCACAUUUCUUUAAUCCCAUUAAUCAUCUUCCCAGUUUUAGUAAUUUCUGCUUAGCAUUCUUCCUACUUAUUGUCAAAUGUUCUAUCUUGGUUAAUACUCAUAAUUUUGGCAUUAAUGGAUUCAGUUAGCAAAGUACAGACUGCGUCAUCUUGGAGCUUUAAGAUAUCAGAUCUUGAUAUGGAUGUUGCAUGUUGCCUUCUAGCUUUAGAGAUUUGGGAUAUAAUUUUAGCAAUGAUGAGAAAGUGUUGGGAAUUUACAUUAGCUCCUUGGUAUGAUCCCAACAUACUUCAUAUUAUUUUUUCCUAAAUGAUAUAUGAAAGGCUGGAAACAGACUGGAAAGUGGCUGGUCAUGAAUACCAGUAUUGUCUCCAAGUCAAGUUUAUAAAAGGAAAUUUAAAUAGGUGCGCUCUGAAGGCUAUUCUACUCUAAUAUCAGUACUAGAAUUACAAACAGGCCUCUUGAGACACACCGGGAGCAACUGGCCAUUACGCUCUAUGAAAGGCUAAAAUGUCUUAAGAUCAACUACUAAGGUAACUAUGAACCUGCACCUGAAUGCCUUAAAACACAAGUUACUAUUACUAAGACAGUAGAAGGUUUGAUACAAAGAAAAGGACUAGAACUAGCUGAAAGGGAGCCUCUCACAACAUUGACACAAGUUCCAUACACGUUCUGCUUCAGAACGUUUCUAAGGGCUCAUCACCAAUUUACCAACUAAAGGCUAUAACCCUAGAAACUAUCGGAAAACAAUUCUCAGAAACAGAAUGGCUGCAUGUAUAUACUCAUGGUUCUGCAGUGGAAACACACAAACAUGCCGGAGUUGGAGUUUAUUCAAAGGAGUUUCAACUUGCCAACCCAGUUGGAAAGGUAGCCACAAACCUUGAAGGGGAAGUGAAAGCCAUUCUCUUAGGCCUUGAGAGAUUGGUUUAACGGAAAGACAAGAAAGUUGCUUCCUUUGUCGACUCCCAGGCAGCCAUUUUGUCUCUCCAAAAUGGAUAUAAUAUGAAUCCAAAUGUCCUUAAAUGCCAUCUGUAUUUGGAGUGAUUAAAGGAAAAUGGGACAGAAGUCCCUUCCCAUUGGAUACCAGAACGUUGUGGGCUCCAUAGAAAUGUGAAGCUGACAAACUGGCCAGAAUAGGUUCUGGAAUGAUUCAACCAGAUAUUCCUCUGGGCAUGGAAAAUAAGUAAAAUAAUAAUAAAACAGACCCUCCAAAGUUCACUGAAGGAGAAAUAUAUGCAAAAAAUUGACGGGAAGCGAUGGAGUGGAUUGCUUGAAGAAAGUGGCAGGAUCCCGAGAGACCUCCCUAGUAGACAUGCUUUAGAAUGCUCACAGGGCACAAUUUCCUGCAAAAGCACUUCCAUCGCAUCGGCAUAAAAAAUAGCCCGACAUGUCCUCUGUGCUCCUUGGAUAUUAUGACAGGAGAACAUCUUGAUACAUGCCUUCCUGCAUUACAGGACAUAAGAUGUUCCUUUAGUGAAAUGGACAGCCAUUAUGCUAGGAGACCAAAAUUAUAUUAGACUGCAAUAUUAUGCAUGGCUGAUCAUGCAGACGUUACCUAGGCAUAAGAAAAAAAAAAUGAUGUUCCUUAAUUUAUAAUUCAUUAUUUAUGCCAUAUUAGUACCAGUUUAUUUUUAGGCUUCCACAAGUUUGUGGUCUUGUGUUCCUCACAAAAGUUAUCUACUCUUCCAUAAUUUUUAUUAAUUUCUAGUUACAACUAUUUUACCUUCUUUUUCAUUUUAAUGUUACUGCAUGAUUACAACACUUAAACUAUUAAGAGAGUGAGGUUUUUUUUUUAUUAUUUUUUUUUUUUAUAUGUAUACAUUACAGCAUGUCGUACUGAUAAGUUACAUGUUUAUGGUUAGGGGUGGUUAACGUCUACUGUUAUCAUCCAAUAUAAAUAUCCACUUUUCAUCAUAGUAACAAUUUUGGACAGAAAAUGGUCGUUUCUUUUUGAAAAAGAAGUGUAGCUCAAACUUCAUGUUUUUGUUUUUUUUUUGUUUUGUUGGCAGUUGUUUAAUGUGGAACCCAACUUUCAAGCUUUUUUACUUUUCUAAUCACCUUGAGGUGGUCAUCAACAGUCGAUUUGCUGAAGUUAAGUUUCCUUACAAGUUCUCAAAUAGUUGCUCUGGGGUUUUCUUCCACCAAAGCCAUAGUAAUCAAGAGAGAAAGUCCUUCCACAACCUUCUUUGUCUUCAAGGCUGAAGUCUCUCUCCCUAAAGUUUUUGAACUACUGUUUAACAGUGUACUCAUUAAUGCUGCUCUCAACUUGAUUGAUGUUUCUGGCUGUCUGGGCUCCAUUUCGGCUGAGUUUAAACUUGUAAAACAAAAUUAUACGAAAAUUAUGCGUAGACUUCUUAGUAAAGACUGAAUUAUUUCUAAGCAGCAAAAUGCUACAGAGGUAAACAAACAUUAUCAUUUGGAAGAGGAUUAAUAAGUGUUGACAUUCAUGCAAAUGAAUAAUCUAGUGAACGUAAACAGUUUGUUAUAUAGAGGGGUAUUUUAAAGAAAACUCAAAAUUCUGCAUUAUUUUCCAGACAACCCAAAAUUUCGACAAAUUUGUAAAAGUUUUUAUAUUUUUAAAUUGAUUUGUAUGUAUAUUUGUAUAUAAGAAUAUGUUUAUCAAGGAUUUUCUUUUUCCAUUUAUUUCUACCUCUUUUGCUCAUAGUUUUUGAUAUCCUCAAUUGUUUUAUUUCAAUCUUUUCAUAAAAUAUUUUUUAGUUAAUAAUAAAUUCCAUAAAGCAAUGAGAAAGAAUAACUAGACUCUGACCGAUUUAUAUAAUUAUGAGUUAUUUUCGUUUUGUUUUUAUCUCAGAACAAAGAUUUGAAAAAGUGUAGGUGUUGUUCUGUCUAGCAAUAAACAACUAAGAAGCCUUAGUGAAUUAGAAAGAUUUUCGACUGCCAGUUUUUCUUCAGCAAAGUGAAUUAUAUUCCCAGAGUGGGUACGCUGGUAAACAUUACAAUUUCUUUCAUUUAUACUUUUCUUUUCAUUGAAAAAUUUAAGCUAUUAAAAAUAAAGAUGUUGAUUUGAUUCCUAGGACUAUAGAGAAUGUUUUGGAAGAAAAAUAAUUUGUCAUGUCCACAGAAACUCAUACUUGUGAAGAGAUUUAAAUAUCUUAUAAGAUAAAUUAAAGUUUUUACAAAUUUGUAUGCUCAAUCGCCUAAUUGUUUGUUGGUCUUUUAUUUUUUGUAGGAUUGCUAUGCCACAAUUUCAUUCUACUUUUGUAUGCCACCAAGAAUUUUUUUUAUUUUUUUAUUUAGCAGAAAUGCCUUUCUAUUUUGUAAUAGGUAUUUCACUUUAACUAGAAAUCAUUCCAUUGAAUGACAUAUAGUCUUCUUUAUUUUCUUCUUGGAUUGAAUCAAUAGUUUUUUUGUUUUUUUUUCUAAAAACAUUAACUUGGUUAUUGUUAUGGAUACUUAAAGGGGUUCUUAAAGUGUGAGUCUGGAAUUAGUUUAUAAUUGCAUCAUGUCAGAUCUAGAUUUUAUAAAUUUUAAUAAUUCAUAAUAAUAUUUUGCCCCCUUAUAGUAUUAAAAAAAUUUCUUUAUUUAAUUAUUUAUAUUCAGAGUUGAAUAUUUCUGUUGACUGUUUUUUUUUUAAAUUUUUUUUUGUUGAAAUUAUGUGGAUAAUCAGUUUGAAUAAUCAGGUUUUCAUUCAAGAUUUGUUUUAAUUUGUUUUCCAAUGUUUGAUUCAAAUAUGAAAGUCGUCAUCAGGGCAAUAAUUACUGUCAAAUCUAGCACUUAGUUACUGAAUAGUCAUUUCUUGAUGCUGGACUAGAUCAUUGCCCUAAUGAUGACCCACAGGUUAGGAACUUCGGCAAACUGAAUAAAACAGAUCUUGACUGAACAUCCUGAUGAAUCUAGACUGAUUAUCCUGAAAUUCCAUCUUUGAUUUUUUUUCAAACGUUUUAUUUCUCAAAAUCAUUUUUUGACCAAGAAUUUAAAAAUAUAAUUCAAAAAGUUUGUCUUAAAAAAAGAAGUUUAUAUUACUUAUGCAUCAUCAAAAGAUGUGUGUUAUAUAAAGAUAUGAAUACAUUGUAUUGUAAUUUUACAAUAAAAUGUAUCACUUCUCACCAAAUAUUUCAAGAUCUCAUCAAUUAACUCAUUUCUAAAAUAUAAAUUUAAAAAAUCAUUGUAUUUCAAUGGACACACAAAGUUUUAGUUAAAAUAAAAUUAAACAAGACACAAUAAAUUAAAUUACACCAUUAGGCGUUGAAUAAAUCAACAAGUCCAGGAGUGUUCUUGUUUUUGCCUGAAAAGUAUUAAUUAUGGAUUCAUCAUCAUUGGUGAAAAAAAAAUGUAAGACAAGACAUACAAUGUUUUGACUCUAACAAAUAACAGAUUUUCUAUUGGACUAUGACAUAGUAUUUCUCUUAUUAUUUACCACAUAGAUAAGGACUGAUGUUACAUUUUUACUUUCUUCUCACACAAAAUCAAAACAACUAUAUUGUCCACAAUAAUAAAUUAAAAUAUGUUUAUAAAAAAAAAAUGGACUUACCUUGGUCUUGCAUGAAGGUCCUCAACAUUAGUAGUGAUUGCCUGAUAUAUGAAAGGACAUUAGACUUUUUUUAGUACAUAUUUAUACCAUACCUUCUUUACUUAAUGAAGGUCAUAUAAAAUUGUGAAAUGUUACUUUCAUGUUUAUGUCAAUUUUAUUACAAUGUUAGUAUUUGUCAUAACAGGUGAUGUCAGUUUCUUACUAUCUUUGUUCCACUUUUUAAGAUUGUAGGAUUAUGAUCCUUAAUUCAUGUAGAUAACCCUGAAAAAAAAGAUCAUAAUUUUUUUUUUAAAUCCUCAGAGUUGCUGAGAAUCACCUCCUUGUCUCUAUAAUUCAUAUUAAACCGUGCUACCCACUUUUCAGGGGAGACUGUAAUUGUUUAAUUAAAUAUGUCAUAAAACUAAAUAGAAUCAUUUUAAACUCACUGAACUUUCUUGUAUCAAUGUUUGAUCUUCUUUCAGGAUUGUGGCGACAAUGUAAAACUUCUGCCUAGCUCAAGACCUAGUUCCCUCUAUGUGCCGAGGGGAGAAAAAUUGUCACCAGCCAGAAGAUCUUUAUCAGCUGAUGCUGAACCUCAGGUAUGGCUUGAACAUGAGUCUUGCGGCGGUGGUCAUCAAGGCAGCGAUGAUGAAAGCACUCCCUUGGUUGGUGCCUCUCCCCUUGUCUCGCCUCUUACUCCAGUACCUCCAAUGGUCAUCACUGUCUCUAGGGCACCAUCUACCAUCUCCCGGCAGGUUCCUUUUCUUGACCCAGAUCCAGAAACAACUCUCUAGUCAUUCUCUCUGUCCCUAACUACUCAAAUACUUUUUUAUGUUCAUAAUCUCUUUAAUGGUACACAUUUAUAUUUUCUAAAGUUUUUUUUAGAGAAUUCUGAUCGCUAUCAGUUAUCAUUAACUUAUGCAUUUAUUUAUCAUAAUCUUUUUCUCUCUAAAUAACUACUGAAACUAAUAAAAUGUUAUAAUUUUUAUUUUUUGUCAUAUUUUUAUUGCAUGACCAUUUCUCCAUGUAUUAGUUGAAUUCAGUUAAUCUUAUAAUUUAUUGAAUGGUGAUGAAAUCAAUUCUUGAUUAAAAUUUGUUUAAAAAUAAAUCAUAUAAUGAUAGCUGUAAGGGUAAUGGAUUCCAAAUUAAAUUGAUUUAUUUUUGUAAUUUUGCAGGUCAGGUUAUUCAAUUAACAAAAGUUGUUCUGGUUUUUUUUUUUUUUUGAAGUGUCGCUAUGCCUAAUUAAUUAUGAUGAUUAAUUACCAUGGUUAAUCAUGAUAAUUAGGUAGAUUUUCAUGUUGUCUAUAAAUAAAAUAUCUUGAUGACUUAAUGAAACUUAAAAAUGUACCCAUGUGGAAAGUUAUAUUUAAAGUUUAAAUCAUAAUGAACUUCCACUUAUCACACAAUUGCAAUAAAGUUGCUGAUUACUGAAAUUUUUCUAUUAUAAAACAAAUUUAGGAGAUAAAAACUAUUUUGCACAUAGAACAUUAAAUUUUCUUUGGAAAACAGAAAAAAAAAUUAAGUAUAUAGUAGUGGGUAAAGCAGAUUUCUCUAUGUAAAAUCCACUGAUUUUCGUCCACAAUAAUGUGAUUUUCAAAGGCAUACUUUGAAUCUUGGUUUGAUAUGAGCUUUAUAGUUCCAUGUAACAUAAUUAAAAUUUAAAAGUAAAAAAAAAAAUCAAUUAGUUGCUAUUUAGUGUUAAAUUUAACCAAGAAUACUAUAGGCUCUUAAUGUGCUAUUGCUGAGAUGGUUAUUUUAUAUUUUGAUUAUUAUUUAUUAAACAAUGUAACUGAAAAUUAUUCAACCUGUUUUCUCAAAAUGGCAUCUAAUGGAGGGAUCAGAUUAGUUUAUUUCCUAUUUACUGAAGGCAUACGUUAUGUUUAAUGUCUAAUCAUUCAAUUUUAUUGUUGUUGUUAUUUAUAUAAUAUAGGAUUUCAUUAUAUAUUAUAUAUUUGUACUUACAAUUAAAUUAGCAUAUUACUGUAGUAUUAAGGUUCAGAAAUGGUGCUUUUUAUUUGUGAUAAUACUGCUCUUUAAUACACAUUCAGUAUUAGAAAGAUGAUGAAAGGUAACCCUGGCAUGGCUGUUGAAAUAUUUUCCAUCUUAAAAGCUUGCCAAAUAAUUCAAAUUUUAUAAUUAUUUCUUUAUAUAUUUUAUGAAUUUGUCACUUACAUACCUCUUUUACAUUCCUUUAUGAAAUUAUAUUACAAACACUAGUUUCUAUUUUUAUUUAUUAUUAUUUUCUUUCAGGUACAUUUUUUAACAAGAGAUGUAUAAAUGUUUUGUUGUAAAAAAUUUUUAUUAAUUUUUUCCAGAUCAAUUCGUUAAAUUUUUACUAAAUAUAGAUUUUUAACUAAUUAUUAACAAUUUUAAGAUUUUAAAUUUAGAUAACAUUAAUAUUUCAGAAUAUUAAAAUAAAAAUAAUUAUAAUAUCUUUUUAGUCACAAUUUUUCUGUUAAGGCAUUAUGUAAUACAAUUAAUUAUUGAAGUAGAAAUUCAAAUCCUUACUAAACCUUAUUUAUUAGCAUUUCUGUGCUGUUUUAAAUUUAUAUCGCUUCUGUUUAUGUGAUUUAUAGAUUAUCUAAUCUUCAAAGCAUGAUUGAUCAAUAAUGAAUCAUGAAUUCAUUUAAGAAAAAUCAAUUUAUUUCUCUUAAUUUAGAUUGUUUUGGGUCUUUUUUACUGAGCUACUGCAAAUCACUUUUAAAUAAAAACAUAUGAUUAUCAUUUAAGUUUUUUUAACUCCUACUGAUAGGGUUAUUUAUUAUGUACGUAGUCUAUUUAUAAUACGUGUUUAGAUACUAAUAAAAAUGAAUGAAAUUUUGCAAUUAUCUGUCACAUUCCAGAGUGAAAAAACGUGCUUCAGUUACUCCAUAAAGCACGAAUAUUGUACAUAUUUAUUUUUUUAUUUGAAAAUUAGGUUAUAACUAUGUAAUGAUAGUUAUUAAAAAUUAUGUAAAUUGUGACAAAGAAAUCAUAUGUUUUUAUAGAAAAUUGAUUUACAGUAACAAAAUAAAAAAUACUCUUUGUUUUUAAAUAGAUACUACAAAUGCUAAAACAUAAACUGUUAUUAAAUAAAACUUAAAAAACUGUUAAAUUCUUGAUGUUUCCAUAGAUUGUUAUUCAUAUAUAACAAUUAAACCAGAUGUGAUUAUGUAAUCCAAAGAGUGAUUUGUGAUUGGUGGUUAUUGUUAAUGUAAAUGAAGCAGUAUUAUUAUUUUUUUAGAAAAAAAAACUUUAUUUUAUUAUUUAGUUUAGACCUGAAUGGAUGUAAUAUUUUAUUGAAUUUAUUAUGUAUACCUGUAUAAUAACAUAAAAUAUAUUGUUGUUGCGAGAAAAAUUGCAAAAAAAAAAAAAAAAAAAAUGAUACUGCGUGUACUCAUAAUUUUCAUGAUGGCGAGA